Molecule: messenger RNA, 1197 nt
Organism: Sitodiplosis mosellana (orange wheat blossom midge)
Lineage: Eukaryota; Metazoa; Arthropoda; Insecta; Diptera; Cecidomyiidae
Product: probable rRNA-processing protein EBP2 homolog
Exons: 3
Coding region: 133-1083 (316 amino acids)
Biological process (GO): ribosomal large subunit biogenesis; rRNA processing
Cellular component (GO): preribosome, large subunit precursor; nuclear periphery; nucleolus
Source: RefSeq, a predicted model, not a curated record
AUUCGGUUUAUUGUGUUCUUAAUCGUUGUGCCGCUCUUGUAAACACGUGUGAACCGAACAAUUAAACACAUUGAGUGUGGUACGAAGGCGACUUAUAAUUUUUCUUUCCAUUCGAAAAGUGUUCUUACUGAAAUGAUUUCACACAGAAAUAUGACAGAGUUUGAAGUGGAAAGCAUGUCAGAAGGCUCCGAGCCCGAAGAAGAAUUGGAUGAUUCAGAUUUGGAGUUGCAAGAGGCUUUUGCUCGUGGUGAUUUGAAGCCCGGUUUGAACGUGGAAGUCAAUGGUGGUAAAAGAAAAGCCGUCAACAAUAUUCUUGGUUUGAAGCAGAAGUUGGAUAGUUUUAAAUUGGAUUUGCCAUGGAUUGAGCGCUUGGAUAUUAUCAACGAUUUGGCACCAUUGGCUCCGGAGCAGGAGCUUCAAUUGCAGAAAUAUGAACACAAACGGGCAAAUUUAUUUGCUGGAAAUGCAAAAAUCAAAUCAUUCACACCGGAAGAAGAUCCAGUACUGAACGAUUUUCGCCGUGAAAUGUUAUUUCAUCGUCAAGCGCAGUCAGCCGUUGUGGAGGGCAUCAAACGUUUACACGAUUUAAAAAUCCCAACCAAACGGCCCGAUGAUUACUUUGCUGAAAUGGCCAAAACCGAUGAACACAUGCAAAAAGUGCGUGAGAAUUUAUCAGCCAAACAACAAGGACAGGCCAAAUCAGAGCGUCUCAAACAGAUUCGUGAACAACGUAAAAUGGGUAAAUUGAUUCAGCGACAGGCUCGUGUGCAAAAGGAGACCGAAAAACGUGAAAUGCUCGACAAAUUGAAGAAGUUCCGCAAGGGAAAAUUAAAGAAUUUGGACUUUUUGGAAGAUAAUCGCAAAUCAGGCGGUGCUAGUGCUGGUAAACGAACGGCAAGAGAUAAGAAAUUCGGUUUUGGCGGUAAAAAACGCGGCUUGAAGCGAAACACGAAAGAUUCAUCGAUGGACACGGGUGGUUCGAAACCGUUCAAUGCAUCGCGUGGCGGUAACAAAAAUAAAAAACCACCAAAACGCUUAGGCAAAAAUAAACGAGUCAAAGCAAAGGCCAGAGGUGGAAGAUAAACUUUCUCUUUUUACUUUAUUCUCUUUUAGAACUCUAACAAAAUGUAAGAUAACGCUGUCAAACUUAAAAACAAAAAUAAUAAAGAGACAAAAAAAAAUUGAAAAAACAUCCAA